Molecule: messenger RNA, 1107 nt
Organism: Prosopis cineraria
Lineage: Eukaryota; Viridiplantae; Streptophyta; Magnoliopsida; Fabales; Fabaceae
Exons: 5
Coding region: 50-661 (203 amino acids)
Source: RefSeq, a predicted model, not a curated record
CAAGUUUAGGGCGGCAAAUUGGUAACAACAGACAUUUCAAUUCCAAGUGAUGGAAAGCAGGCUCAAGCGAAGAAGUGGGACAUAUUUUGAGGGAUGUGGAUAUGGAGUCGGAGAUGAGGAGCAUGCAACUGCAAUUGCUGCUACAGCAUUUGCCAUUUAUUCACUGCAUCUCAGCAACUUGAGAGAGCUUCCCAUUUCUUCAUCCAAAACUAUCACCACCAGACAAGAUUCAACCCCAAAUUUAACUCGCGCAAGAGAACAUGCUUUCCCCGUGAGACCCUCUCCUCAGAAUCAGAGGACUCCAAUUCCAGCACGCCCCAAUGAUUUCAAAACAAGAGCUGAUGUUUGGGAAAAGGCCAACAUGCAAAAGAUUCACGGACGGUAUGAGAAGAUAAAGUCCAAAAUUCUUUCCUGGGAGACUGAGCAGAAGAUGCAGGCGAAACUUCAGUUGGAGAGGAAGAAUUUGAUGGAGCACACAAGGGCAAUAGAACAACAACGGUACCAGAACAAGAUAGCAAGGAUUGAUAUGAUAGCACGAACAGCUAGAGCGCAGUUAGAAGACAAGAGAAGGAAAGAAGAGUCUCAGGUCAGAGAAACAGCAAAACAAAUCAGGGAAACAGGCAGGGUCCCCAUCAAAUGUUUUUGCUGCUUCAUCUUUUAAUCAGAAUAAAAAUAUUUAGUCUUUGGAUAUGUAUAUGCUGCUUUCACCUUGCUUACUAUUCUGGAUACAGAAAUUUAAUAGAUAGGGAGAACGACAGAGAAGUUCCAAAAGAACUAAUUAACUCAAAUUAGGUUCUAAGUGUCAAAAUUUAAAAAUUUGCAACUCAAUCUCUCAAUUUUGUAAUUCCAUUAUGAUAAAUUUAUAACUUGUAUUUUAAAGUUUAACAGGAAAAAUAAAUUUUUUUUAUCUUUCAACCAUGUUAAAAUUUAAAAAAUAAGUUAAAAAAUUCAUCACAAUCCAAUUAUAAAUUUGAAAGAUUGAGUUGCAAAUUUCUAAAAUUUGACAUUUAAAACCUAAUUUAAAUUAAUUGAUCCUUUUGAGACCUCUUUGUCACUCUCCCUAAUAGAUAUGUGCUCAACAAAGAUUGAAUAUGUAAUGACAUCAUA